AUUGAUGGAGUUGGCAUGGGAGAUUAUGAGAGUAGACGCGGCUUCGAAGUAAUCCAAGAUCUAAGAAUGUGGAUACGAGGGCCUUCAAUAGAAGUCAAAAGGAUGGCAGAAAAUAUUGGAGCAGAGUAUAAUUAUGACUCAGACGUUUAUGAAAUCUCAUGCGACGCCAAAUUUCCCGACUUCAACAUUUUCGUUGACAAUAAAAUCUUAGCAAUCACAUACGACAAGCUGAUUAUUGAGUUAGACGGUGACCCUUGCGUACUCGCUCUUGUACCAAUAAAUGAUGACGUGAACGCUACGCAAUGGUAUAUUGGUGCACCGUUUUUACGUCAAUACUGUACCGUCUUUGAUGUACGCAGGAAGCGCCUUAGUUUCGCUAAAGUGAAACCCAUAGAGUCGAAUACUACUACAACACCAUGGACACGACGUACUCGUACUAGAAAAACGUCGACAACCAGUCUCUCUACCAGAACAACGUAA
This is a messenger RNA of Strongylus vulgaris, 480 nucleotides long. Lineage: Eukaryota; Metazoa; Nematoda; Chromadorea; Rhabditida; Strongylidae. The record is from the annotation of a GenBank genome assembly.